AACCACGUGGCCGGAAGUAACCAGACCCAGCUGAGAUCCAAGAUGUCGGCGCCCGAAGAGCGCACGCUGGCCGAGGAAGAGGAGGCGAUGGACGCGGUGGGAAGCGACGAGGACGGAGGAGAGGACAUGGAGGAGGAAGGAGAAGCCCAACGGAAGGUGUAUGUACCCGGGAUGGAGCCGCUGCAGCCCGGAGAGGAGCUGGAGAUGGACCGGUCCGCCUACCGCAUGUACCACGAGUGUCAGACAGGCGCUCCGUGUCUGAGCUUCGACGUUCUUCCAGAUUCUGAUGGAUCCGGGAGGGAACGGUUCCCUCUGUCCAUGCUGCUGUGUGCAGGAACCCAGGCUGACACCGCCCUGAAGAACAGACUUCUGGUCAUGAGAAUGCACAACCUCCACGGAACGGAGAAAGACAAGGAGGAGAGCAGCGAUGAAGAGAGCGAUGAAGACGAGGAGGAGGAUGAAGAUAAGAAGCCUCAGAUGGAGCUGGCCAUGACGCCUCAUUAUGGAGGCAUCAACAGAGUCCGAGUGACUCGGCUCGGAGAGCGUUCGUUGGCUGCCGUCUGGUCGGAGAAAGGACAGGUGGAGAUAUUCGACCUCCGUCCUCAGCUGGAAGCCGUCCACAGCUCGGCUGCGAUGGCGGCGUUCGUCAGCGAGCAGAAAGAAGCCUCGCCGUUGUUCAGCUUCUCAGGACACAUGGCCGAGGGAUUCGCUAUCGACUGGUCUCCUAAAGUACCCGGACGUCUGGUCAGCGGCGACUGUAAAAAGAACAUCCACGUUUGGGAGCCCAGAGAAGGAGGAACGUCGUGGCAGAUCGACCAGAGGCCCUUCAGCUCCCACAGCCAGUCGGUGGAGGACCUGCAGUGGUCGCCCACCGAGGCCACGGUUUUUGCUUCUUGCUCGGUGGAUCGGUCCAUUCGUAUCUGGGACAUUCGAGCUCCGCCCAACUCCAUGCUCUCGGCCGACGAAGCCCACUCGUCCGACAUCAACGUGAUCAGCUGGAACCGGACCGAACCAUUCCUGCUGUCCGGGGGGGACGACGGGAUCCUCAAAGUGUGGGACCUGCGACAGUUCAAGAGCGGCCGACCGGUGGCCAACUUCAAGCAGCACAGCGCCCCCAUCACGUCGGUGGAGUGGAACCCGGUGGACUCGAGUGUGUUCGCCGCCUCGGGGGCGGACGACGUGGUCAGCCAAUGGGAUCUGUCCGUGGAGUCAUGUGACGCGGGCGCCCGGGUAGAGGGGGUGAAGGAUCUGCCCCCUCAGCUGCUCUUCCUGCACCAGGGGCAGUCGGAGAUCAAGGAGGUCCACUGGCACCCUCAGAUCCCCGGCGUCCUGGUGUCCACGGCGCUGUCCGGCUUCAACGUCUUCAGAACCAUCUCCGUGUAGAAGGCGUGUUCUCAGCGACACGUUUAACGAGCGGCUUGUAAUAAUGUACAGAACUUUGCUAUGUGAGUAGCAACUCUUAUUUUGGACGUUUAUUUGCUGGCAGCGCCGCCACAUGUUGCUCCUAUUGAACUCUGGGUCUGUGUGUUUUACACAUGUGUGAACUAUUUUAGGCAUUUCCUGUUUUACGCUGAAAAUAAAAUGUUUAAAGUCA
This is a messenger RNA of Acanthochromis polyacanthus (spiny chromis), 1594 nucleotides long. RefSeq names its product glutamate-rich WD repeat containing 1 (gene grwd1). NCBI's taxonomy places the organism in Eukaryota, Metazoa, Chordata, Actinopteri, Pomacentridae. The transcript has 7 exons. Gene Ontology annotation, molecular function: protein binding. The record is from RefSeq and is a predicted model, not a curated record. Bases 43 to 1383 code for a protein of 446 amino acids.